AUGCUCUCCCCGCGCAGCCUGCUCCCCCUCCUGGCCAUCGCCUGCGUUUCGUUCUUCUCCUUCCUCUUCUACAGCACCAAUGUGAGGGAAUCGUGGAGGGGCCUGCCGCAGAAGAUCGGCCUCGGAGAGGCAGUACCGGAGCCGUCGUCGUCAUCGCCGGCGCCAUCGCCGUGGGCGAGCGCAAGCACAGGUGCGACAGGGUCGCCGAUCGAGAGCCCAGCAAAACCCAAGCAAACGUGGAGCUCGAUUCCGAAGUUCGAAGGAGGGGUCGGCAUGCCCGCGGAUUACAACUUCAGCACCGUCCUGGUGAUUCCACGGACGAGCAGCGAGGACGUCGGUUGGAUUGACGAAUACCUUCCCGAGUACCAGACAGCGAUAUACGUCGCCAACGACAACAGCGCACCGCUACACCCGCCGAAGAACAAGGGGCACGAAGUCAUGAUAUAUCUGACUUGGAUCAUCGACAAUUACGCGGAUCUGCCGGACGUUGCGGUCUUCAUGCACGCCCACCGGUACGCCUGGCACAAUAGCGACAUGUUGGACUUGGAUGCUGUGCAAAUGAUCCAGCGUCUGAACCGCAACCGCGUGCUCCGCGAAGGUUACAUGAACAUGCGCUGCCACUGGGACCCGGGUUGCCCUGAUUGGAUGCACCCGGGCGAAGUGGAAGACGAUUCCCAGAAGCACGAACAGAAGCUUCUCGCCAAGGCUUGGAGCGAAAUCUUCCCCCUGGACCCCAUUCCGGAAGUGCUAGCGCAGCCGUGCUGCGCGCAGUUCGCCCUGAGCCGCGAUCGCAUCCGCGCCAUCCCGCUGCAACGCUUCGUCGCCUACCGAGACUGGCUGCUCCGGACACCGCUCAGCGAUGCGCUCUCGGGCCGCGUGUGGGAGUACAUCUGGCAAUACAUCUUCACCGGCCACAACGUCUACUGCCCCAUCCAGCACGUAUGCUCCUGCGACGGCUUCGGCAUAUGCUUCGGCAGCGAAGAAAAGUACAAGGCGUGGACGGACCUGCGCUUCACGCAGCUGGGCUACGAAUACGAGCUCAGGGAUUGGCACGACAAGGAGAAGCUAGUGCAGCAGUCGAUGGAGGACGGCACCUUUGACGAGCUCGCCGAACUCGAUAUCCCUGAGGUGGGGCGGGACGUGUGGCUGGAAGAGGAGAUUGAGCGCAUCAAGCAGGACUUAAAGCAAAGGAGGGAUGCCGCAAUAGAAAGGGGCAACGACCCUAGGAUCCGGGCGCAGGACAGCGGUAGGGAGUGGAAGGAAGGGGACUGGUUCUGA
This is a messenger RNA of Lasiodiplodia theobromae, 1278 nucleotides long. RefSeq lists its product as uncharacterized. The record is from RefSeq and is a predicted model, not a curated record. NCBI's taxonomy places the organism in Eukaryota, Fungi, Ascomycota, Dothideomycetes, Botryosphaeriales, Botryosphaeriaceae. The transcript has 2 exons. The coding region runs from base 1 to 1278 and encodes 425 amino acids.